Exaiptasia diaphana is the source of this 2634-nucleotide messenger RNA. RefSeq names its product stimulator of interferon genes protein-like. Gene Ontology annotation, molecular function: 2',3'-cyclic GMP-AMP binding; cyclic-di-GMP binding. NCBI's taxonomy places the organism in Eukaryota, Metazoa, Cnidaria, Anthozoa, Actiniaria, Aiptasiidae. The record is from RefSeq and is a predicted model, not a curated record. Gene Ontology annotation, biological process: positive regulation of type I interferon production; positive regulation of macroautophagy; reticulophagy. The transcript has 3 exons. Gene Ontology annotation, cellular component: endoplasmic reticulum membrane; autophagosome. Bases 411 to 1496 code for a protein of 361 amino acids.
UCAUACCGGUAAUGACGUUUCAUAACAUUGUCGAUGACGUCAUCGCAUUUAUCAAAUUUCGUUAUAACUAGUGAUUUGACUGGAUGUAUCUUAACCAAUCAUAUUAUAGAUUGUAUUGUGCAAUUGAAAAUGGCCACGGAUGGCGUGCAGUGUUAUUGUUAUCAGAAGACUGGGAUUUUUUCAGAACUAAAAUGACAUGCAAGGUAAUUUGAGUUUUAAUAGAUGAAAAGAGAUAUUUCAAAAAACUGAUAUAUGAAUCGUCAUUAUCCGGGAGAUUUAGCGGUAAAAUCUUGUGACCGGGAGAAACGGUCGAAAAUCUUGAGACUCACGGAUUAUCCGGGAGAGUUGGCAUCCCUGUGAAGCAGUCAACUAUCACAAGGUUGCAAGAACAUUUACCCCUUCAUUUAAACAUGCAGCAGGAAGAAAACAACGGUUUUGGACCGUUUUACAAACAAAGAGGAUCAGGGGCGAUAUGGGUCGCGAUUACAAUCCUUGUGGCCUUCGUUGUAAUGACAUUCCUCGCGGAAAGGCCACUACAGCAUAAUGUUUUGGCCUUUUACUUCUUCGCUAUCAGUUUAUCUCUACUUGCCUAUAUGGUCGGAGAAAUGGCUCGAAGGCUUUGCUUGUUUGGUGAAGAAGUUCGCCAUUGUCACUCGCGCUACGAAGGAAGCAUGAAGAAGGCCUUUAAGGAGGCGUUUGACUUCCAGAACAGUAAACUCAUUGCUCUAAUCGCAAUUAUCAGCUUAGGCACGGCCUAUGUUUCCUUCUACGACAUGUGGUAUUCAUACAAGGCCGAGUUUACACGAUUAUUCUUCUUGAACGCUAUUUUUAUUCCCUUGUUUGUGUUCUUGUUCGGUUUACGUAAGCUUUCACGCGUGGAGUACUCUCAAGUCAACGAAAAAGAAAACAAAAACCUGGCCGAUGGUUUAGCUUGGGCUUGGGGUUAUUACUUUGGAUACCUGAAGUUUGUUUUGCCUGCAUUGGAGAACCAAAUCAACCUAACUGAGAAAUACCGCUAUGAAAUCAAAAACUGUUUGAUUUCAAACGAAAUUUCAAACAAGCAGUCAGAUCCAAAAGGACUGGUCAGAAGUGAUGGGAAUCUUGAGCCUCUAAAGAAAAAACACGGAGGCAUCGAAAACCGCACGUACAAGCACACAGUACAUAGCUUACGACAGAUCCCCUCCAGACCUAAAGAUCCGGUGGAGUUUGAGAAACAAUCUGGGGUUGUUUAUAGGAUUCCCUGUGGUGAGUGUAGUACUCAGUACAUUGGYGAGACAGGAAGGGCAUUAAGGACACGUAGAAAGGAACAUGAAGCGGCUGUCAGACUGGGAAAAACAAGCUCGUCGGCUUUAGCGGAACAUGCAAGCAAAACAGGGCAUCCGAUUGACUGGAAGGAAACAUCCAUCUUGUGUAAAGAAAGCCGUUGGUCGCAGAGGAGAUGGAGUGAGGCAAUAGAGAUUGCAAAGCAGAAGAGCGUUCUGUUUCGUAGUUACUAAAACGAGGAACGACCUAAAACCACCUACAACGACCAACAAAAAUCCACUAUGAUCGACAAUGAUCAACAAAAAUGUACAAUAACCAACGAUUAAGCGUUAUAACUGACAUACAGCGUUAUAUUGACGUGCAGUAAACGCUGUUUGAUUAUUUGAUUAACUUACCUAAAAUAAUACAGUAACUCCUCUAAAGUAAAAAAGACGUCUUCUCGAGUCGAAAAACAUGGCAAAUUACGCUUUCCUGUGCCAAGAUCAGACACAGGAAGCCCAAGGUGUACGGGAAUUUUUGCGUCUUCAUUUAUUUUUUCCUAGAUCUUGAAUAUCAUCACUUCAACAAAAUUCAUACAGAAUUUAGUAAACAUUUUACUUUUUUUAACCCUAAAAUUAUUCCUUUAUACAUUUUAUAUUCACUAUAUACUGCUAUUUCCAAAAGCUUUGACCACUUUACUCACUUACCAACGCCAAAAGCGCGCCAAAAUCUCGGUUGUUUCAGAUUCACUGCUCUCUAUUGUUUGCUAGUGUUUCGAUGUUUAUAGUGAACUAUUAGAAAAUGCGAUUAAGGCUUACCCAAAAUGGAAAAAGGAAAGACAAUCUAAUCAAAUAGACAACACACGCCGACAAGCAAAAAUAUACCUUGGGCUUCCUGUGUCUGAACUUGUGGCACAGGAAAGUCUUGGUUUUGAAAAAAAAUUGUCAUUACAUACGAGAAUACUUCUUUUUUAUACUUUAGAGGAGUUACUGUAUUAUUUUAGGUAAGUCAAGCUUUAAUUCAAUAAAUGCAAACAUUGAUUUGCGCAUCCUAACUCAAUGUCUAUGUUCAGCUUUGAAUACCUUUGAGUGCUCUUCAAGUGCUUGAAGACUUUUUCUAUUUUUUCCUGCUUUGGGACUUUGAAUGGACUUGCAUGAUCUUAAUGCCAGUCCACAGAAAGCACAUGAAUCAAUCUUACUCUCUAUUUUUAAUUAAUGCUAAAAUUGUUAAAACUAUUUCAGAAAUAACAUAGUUUGUGAAAAAGUUUAAAAAAGUUCAUAUGUAAGAACUUGGAAAUUUAUUUAAAACUAGGGAUUGUAUGUUAGAUUUGCAGAGUGUAAUGUCCAUCACGUUUCAUGUAAUGUCCAUCACGACAGACUUUCCCUUUUUGUA